Salarias fasciatus (jewelled blenny) is the source of this 1990-nucleotide messenger RNA. RefSeq names its product inhibitor of growth family, member 1 (gene ing1). The transcript has 4 exons. Gene Ontology annotation, biological process: positive regulation of DNA-templated transcription. The coding region runs from base 177 to 1094 and encodes 305 amino acids. Gene Ontology annotation, cellular component: nucleus. The record is from RefSeq and is a predicted model, not a curated record. Lineage: Eukaryota; Metazoa; Chordata; Actinopteri; Blenniiformes; Blenniidae.
UUAGCUGUAUGUUAGCUCCAAGGACCCGAGCCGCUGCACUCGGACAGAAACUAGCCUUAGCAGCAUUAGCAUCAGGAGUCGCAGCAUCACCUGCACGGACUGUGGCGGAAAAAAAAAUCACAAACUACCCACGGGUGGAGGUGUAGCAGUGUCCUUGGGUAAAAGACGCAUCCACCAUGUUGAACCCAACCAAUGGGGAGCCGGGCCACGUAGUUGUGAAUUAUGUGGAGGAGUAUUUGGAUUUGGUGGAGUCCCUGCCCUUUGACCUGCAGAGGAGCGUCUCACUCAUGAAGGAGAUUGAUGCCAAGUAUCAAGACGUCCUGAAGGAGCUCGACGAUGCCUAUGAGCGCUAUCGCCGUGAAUCGGACUCACUCCAGAGGCGCAAGCUUCAGCUGUCCAUCCAGAGAGCUCUGAUCCGCAGUCAGGAGCUGGGAGAUGAAAAGAUCCAGAUCGCUGGUCAAAUGGUGGAGCUGGUCGAGAACCGAACGAGACAGAUCGACUGGCACUCGGAGCGUCUCCUCUCCUCCCAGGACGUCCCGGAGAGCCACGUCCCCACGGCGGCGUCCAUGGCGAGCACGACGGCGUCGCUGAUGUCCUCGUCGUCCGCUGCCGUCACGCCGGGGAAACCCGGGCACCACGACAAGAAGCGCGACGAGGCCACCCCGGGCUCGGGCGGCGCAGACAAAGCCGGAGGGAAGCGCUCCAGGCGCCAGAAGAACGGAGAGAACCGCGAGAGUUACGGCGGCAUGGACCACUCCGAGGACGUGGGAGUGGGGGCGUCCCGGGAGAAGAGGGCCAAAACGUCGAAGAAGAAGAAGAGGUCAAAAGGCAAAUCCGAGAGGGAGGUGUCGCCGCCCGACCUGCCCAUCGACCCCGACGAGCCCACGUACUGCCUGUGCGAGCAGGUGUCCUACGGCGAGAUGAUCGGCUGCGAUAACGACGAGUGCCCCAUCGAGUGGUUCCACUUCUCCUGCGUGGGCCUCCAUCACAAACCCAAAGGCAAGUGGUACUGCCCCAAGUGCCGGGGGGAGAACGAGAAGACCAUGGACAAGGCUCUGGAGAGGGCCAAGAAGGAGCGAGCCUACAACAGGUAGCUCGCUGCGCGCCACGCCGCCAAACGAACACUCCUGUAAAAUAAUGUAUCCGUGUUGGUUUCCAUUUACAAUAAUCCCAAUAAAUCAAACUGUAAUUCACUGAGAGGGGUCUUGUAAAUAAUUAUUUUUGUAACUGCUGUAUAGUAAAGUGAUGAUUGUUCCUCCUGAUCAGGAUGUUGGUAGAGAACAGAAAUGUGCACGUUUGUAACAAAACUGUUACACACAUUUGUUUUUUUAAAUAAUGCAUGCGACUUCCCCCACUUGGUUAUAUAUAUGUGCUCGAUUAUCAGAAUAAAACCUUUUGAAACGAAGACAUUCAUUAUCUUUAACAACAAAUUGUCCAUUUCCCGAUCCGCUCUUCAGAUGUUGACAGUGAUGCAGUGGGUUUGACGGACUGAACAAAUCACAAAAACGCCAUCAUUAAAGGAUGAACUGCCUUUUCUUUUUAUUUACAAGUACUGGAAAAAAGUGACAUGGGAGACAAACCAGUGCAAAAUCUGUACAUAAUUUCAGUUGCAGGCUUCUUUAUAUACACAAGAACUGAAGAGGAUCGUGAACACUCCGUCAUGCAUGUAACAGUUCACACAACACGGUAAAAGACUCGGUGUGGAGAUGUCUGAGUGGGCCACGCCCCCGGCGGCUCCUCCUCCCGCUGCCUCGUGAAAACAAACCGACAGAAGCGACCAGGCGCGCCACACGAGACGCGCCGUCGGAGACACUUUGACAUGAUGGGGGGGGUCUUAACAGCAAGUGAGAACAACAGAAUCACUGAGUAAUGGCCCUCGAGUCCAUGGUGACGAAACACAGGAGGCAAGAUUCAGCAGAUUUCCCCUGAUAAACUGGAAAAUGAGGCUAGAAUAGAAAAAUAAUAAAUUCUUCUCGGUGGGAAAGGAAGA